Molecule: messenger RNA, 6886 nt
Organism: Coturnix japonica (Japanese quail)
Lineage: Eukaryota; Metazoa; Chordata; Aves; Galliformes; Phasianidae
Source: RefSeq, a predicted model, not a curated record
CUUCUGACCAUGGGCGACUGGAACUUGUUGGGCAGUAUCCUUGAAGAAGUGCACAUUCACUCCACUAUAGUUGGCAAAAUCUGGCUCACAAUCCUGUUCAUAUUCCGGAUGCUAGUGCUGGGAGUGGCUGCUGAGGAUGUCUGGGAUGACGAGCAGUCAGAAUUCAUCUGCAACACAGAGCAACCUGGCUGCAGCAAUAUAUGUUAUGACAAGGCCUUCCCUAUCUCUUUGAUCAGAUACUGGGUAUUGCAGAUUAUAUUUGUAUCCUCUCCAUCUCUUGUUUACAUGGCCCAUGCACUGUACAGAUUAAGGGCUCUAGAGAAAGAACGACAGAAGAGGAAAGCCCACCUGCGGGCUCAGCUAGAAGACCUGGAGCCCAUGCCUGAAGAACACCGGAGAGUGGAGAGGGAGCUGCGAAAGCUGGAAGAACAGAAGAAAGUGAAUAAGGCACCCUUAAGAGGGUCUCUGCUGCGCACCUAUGUCCUACAUAUCCUGACCCGCUCAGUGGUUGAAGUGGGCUUUAUGAUAGGUCAGUAUCUUUUGUAUGGAUUUCACAUGUCACCCCUUUACAAAUGUACUCGGCCCCCUUGCCCUAACACAGUGGAUUGUUUUGUGUCCCGACCCACAGAGAAGACCAUCUUUAUGGUCUUCAUGCACAGCAUUGCUGCGGUCUCCCUAUUCCUCAACAUCCUAGAAAUUGCCCACCUGGGCCUCAAGAAGAUCCACAAGACCCUCUACGGGCGACCGCGGCAGCCACUGGGCCCUGCGGAUGACGAGGCCAGUCCUUACAACUCCAAGAAGAACUCCGUGGUCCCACCCGCCUGCCUGGCCGCCGACACCUCCCUUCCACGCUCUGCCGCGGCCCCGCCGCCCCCCACCGCCCCCUCGAGCACCCCCGCCCCGCCCGACCCUCUUGGACAGCCGGGCCAUCAGAACCACGGAGAGCUCCGCGCCGCCGCCCCGCCGCGCCGCAGGCACAGCUCGGCUCAGCACCAAGGACAGCAGCAGCCGCCCUCCUCCAGCAGCGAGGAGGCGCCGCGGGCGUCGGGACCGGGCGAGACCGGGCCGGGAACGGGGGCGGGCCGCCGAGUUCUCCGCAAGCAGAGCCGAGUAAGCGUCUGUCGCGACCUGGAGGAGAACCGCGGAGAAUCCCCGGACAGCGGGCACUGCCCGGGCACCCGCAAGUCCAGCUUCCUCUCCCGGGUGCUCUCCGAGAGCCGGGCGGGCAGCGACAGCGAGAGCGCCGCCUCACGCCGAGGCUCCGGUCCCGACUCCGCCUCCUGUUCCGGCUCCGAGGGGCAGCGAUGCGAGGAGGACAGCCCGGCAGGCAGCCCGCCGCCGCCCGCGGCCAUGGGACGUCGCGUGUCGAUGAGCAUGCUCCUAGAACUAUCAUCUAUCAUGAAAAAGUAAUUGCAUUCUGAGGACAAGAGAUAAACUAAGGCAAUGAGCACAAACCACCUUCAGCAGAAAGAUAAAAUGCCGAUUAUCUGCUACUGUCUCCCUCUCUGUUCCCUUACAGUGCUACAUUCUAAUGUUUAAGGAAGAAAACGCUUGUCCCAUUCCUCAAUUUUAUGCCAGUCCCACCAAUACUGUACUCUGAUUGCUGAUGUUCAUAAGUAGCUUGCUCCACAUUUCAAGAUUUUUCUCACAUAGGCUGAGCUGGAGCUUGCCAGUACGUGUUGCCACUGCAGAACCAGCCCGGCAUCUUUGGAAGGAUGCUUUGGGAUGUACAAUUUGUGAUGCACAUGGGUAGUGUUCAUAUCAGCAACCAGCCUGAUGAAUAGACCUUAAUGGUAGUAGAAGGCCCAAGACUCUGACAAGGAAAGGUUAAUUUAGUGUGAAAGUAAUCUGGAAGGCAGUGUGGCCCCUAUCUACCCAGAGCUCAGCAGCCAGUGCAUAAAAGAUGGAUCAAGCACAGAAGGAAGCUGAAGAAGCUUGGGCACAGAAUAAGAUCUCAUCUGAAGGAUAUUCUGCUGCUAUUGUUCUGCCUGUGCCAAUGCAAUCCUCAGGCUCUGAGAGAGACUUUCCAUGCUCAUGUGGUGUUUUCAUAGUUAGUACUUCCAGAUUCAAAAUUGAAACUAAGUAAAACCAGGCAAUUAAUUUAAAAAAACACCUGUGCUUUUCUUCAGUUCUGUUCUAGAAGAACUCUGGAACCAGCUCAUGAGAAUCUUAAUCUGUUUGCUUUAGUUCAUAUAGAUUAACUGAAGACAAGUGAAAGUACAAAGAUCUCAUUUUGAGUUUGCCAAGACAAGAUUGACUCUGUAAGGUCAGAUUUCCGAGGUGUAAGUAGCCCAAGAAAGCAAUCCUUCCAGUUGUGUACCCAGCAAAUAAAGCACUCUGACUAUCUAAAAGCCUUUUUCUGGCCACAUGCUCUUGGCUGCUUUUAUGUGCCAAGUUUAUAACAGCUUGCAUCUACUAUUGAUGUGCUCAUCACUUCAGUAGCAAGAAGAAGCUUGUUUGCUCUGCCAGUUUCCUUAAUCAUUUAAGCCUUCUACAGGAAAGACAAGCAGACCAGCAGGAAAAAAAAAUGGAAUCAAACAUAAGGAUUGCUUUUAAUUGCAGUGUUUUUUAAAGCACAAAAAAAGGAAAAUGUUUAAGAUGGUGGUCGUUAAAGUGUCAGCAACAACUGACCAAGGAUGGAGAAGCUCUUUUGGUACAGCACAUGCCCUGCUUUUAGGCUGUGAUGAUAUGCAGUGGAAACAGACUUGGGAGGGUGGUAAGUGUUCUUUUUAUGUGCUUAAGAGCGAGACUCAGAAAACUGGGGGACUUUGUAAAGCAGUACUUCUGCUUUUCCUCCAUGUAAAUUUUCAGGUGAAAAAUCACAGGCAACAUCACAUGCUUCCAACCAAACAGGAUGCAGCUGACAUCCUUUAGGGCACUGGCCCAGGGCACAUGACACAUGGUUGCUCAUCUGGUGUUAAAAUGCCAGUCCCCAGAGGGACCAAAUGGUCUUUUCUUUGCCAUGAUCUGGCGCUCAGGCAAGAAGCAGCUCCAGGCUGAUGGCAUCUCUUCUUUUCUGUCUGGAUUUUAUGCAGUGUGAGUGAUGCAAAUGAUCAGUGGCACAGGUUCCUUACUCAGAAAAGAAUGCUUGAGUUACACACAGAAAUAUUCAAUCUUUUUUUUUUUCUUUUUUUCUUUUCUUUUUUUCUUUUUCUUUUUUCCUCUUGUUUCUGCAUAAACCUCUUCCAAUUUCUCUCAAGUUUUCUAUGGGGGGAAAUAAUAAACCCCAACCUCCAUCCUUGACAUUGUACACGUUCACUGAAACUUUACAAUACCAAAGCAAAGACAUAGAAGAUUUGCCUUAAGUCAAGCAUAAGUGGAAUGGGUAUAGAGAGUGUUUGAUCUUCCCAACCUAUUUCUUUUCUGCCACCAAACACCUUCAGCUGUUCCCGAUCAAAUGAAAGACAACCAAACCCCUGCAUCAAAGACAUCAAGUGAAUCCGAAAUGUGACCACGUGAGCGGAGGUCUUGUUGUCAAGAUGCAUCCUCCAGGCAGCAUCAGCCGCCUCCAGGCCACCCCCAACCAACUCCAUCCCCACGCAACCAAGGACUGCGACAGUGAUUUCAGAGUCAAGAUGAGCUGGUUUACAAUACAUAAUGAUAUGUCUUUAUUUCAUCAACAGAAAUGGUGUCUAGACAAAAUUCAGUUAACACUAGCAAUUCAAAUGAAUGAAAAGGGUCGGGUGCUUUUUUUUUUUUUUUCCAUUUUUGUUUUUUUUGCACAAUACUGUAUUUACAAUGAGUAAAUGACGUUUUAAAUUCAUUAGUUCAUAGCAAUGCUUUCUUCCAAAAAGGUAAAAAUUCUUAGUAACAGAGAGUAAGCAUCAACAGCCACCUCAUUUAUUUAUACAAUAAAAAUCACAAGAAACCACAGUCACCUAGAAAAAAAAUAAAGACAAGCUUAAGAACUAGUACAAUAAAAUGAUGCAUUGAAUUAAGUUACAUUAAUCGCAUAGAAUUUGUGUAAAAAGUAUGUAGAAAAAACACCUGAUGUAACCUGUUACAGUCAUUGACCAGUUAUGAGAGGUACAGAGGGUUAUACAGGUAGAUAUGUGUGAAAACUGUCCAUUCUGUUUGACCUGGGGAGGAAGAGAAGAGGGGCUGCACCCCCUUGCAUACACUGAUAAAACCCUGUUUUGAAUAUGGCCUCUGAAGUUUGUAAGGCAUAUAUAAGAGGUGCACUUGUAACCAACUGGUUCUGGAACAAACUCUUAGGACAUCCCCACCCUUGAAAUCAAAGGUGAUUCUUAAAAUCAGUGGUAAACAGACACGCAUCAAAUAUCACCAAAGUGUUUAGUAUAGUUCCUGCCAGUCUGCGGGAUCCAGAUAGCUUCAGUCAGAGCACAACCAGUAGUGGAAACAGUAUCUAGAGCAUGCACGUUUCUCUCAGGUAUAUCACAAACACAAGGUACCAGCAUCCUGUGCAAAUCCUGUGUGUCCCGGGACCAUGCUCCUUUGCUAUGGGGCUGAGUCCCACUGGCAGCCCUGGCUCCCAGCUAUGAGGGGCUGGCUGGGCUUGUAGCUCGGGCCCAGCUCUGCUUCUAUGCAGUCAAUGAACUCCAACACUGACAGCUGCCAUGAGCCCAAAGGGACAAUAGAGGCCCUGCAGCAGCCGUUUCAAACAUAGAAAGGGCUCUUCCCACAAAAGCCAUACAAGAACAGGAGUCAUCCAGCUGUGUUUUCAGCAGUCGUUUGUUGGGGGUCAUUACCUUAUGAAAAGGUUUUUUUAGGAUUCUUUCCUGCCAAAAAGUGGUUUUAUUUGCAAAAAAUUCCAACACCGUAUGUGUAAUACCUUAAAAUGCAUAUCAAUAUUUGACUUUGAUAUAAAUAAUAAUACCUAUCUUGGUGGAGUGUAGGAAAAUACUGUACAUUUAGUCUUUCCAAGUAAUGCCAUUAACAUUUGGAGAGUAAAGAGAAAAAUUAUUCUACAGACCACCAACAAUAGAUCUUUUAAAUAUACACACAGUAUUUGAACAUAUGCAUAUACACAUAUAUUGGAUUCUGCAGCAUCAGACCUGAUGCCUGAGUCACGAAAUACUCUAAGGAGUAUUAUAAAUAUACACAUAGGUAUUAUAAACAGGAAAAUACACAAACACACACUCUGACUAGAAUUCUAAAUGUAUGUAUAUGUACAUACAUGUAUUAUAGAUAUCUAAAAUUAACUUGGGCUGGGUUGGCAGAGACAAAACUGAAAUGAAGUCAAAAACCUGUGGAGAAAAUUUCUAGCAGGAAAGGGAGUGUCAGUUUGUUACGACAAUGAUUUUAGUUUCACCUCACUCCUAGACUGAGCAGAUCCCUCCUUUUGCAAGGCCAUCAGCUCCACUGCUCACACUGAAGCUAAAUCUUCUCUAGACAGAUCUAAAAUAUACACUUUUAAAAUGCUACAAGCAUGGGCUACACCGUUCACCCAAAGACACCUCCAAACGCAUGUCAGAUCAGAACAAGGUGAAAGCAGCGCUCCUUGUUGCAGCAGUAGAGGAAACAAAGUGGACUGAAGCGCAAGCUGGUGUAAACCUGGCCAGCAUUCCCUUUGUCUCAUUGAAAAAAUCACUAGAGGUUCAUUCUGGAAACCCAUUGCUCUUUUCAACAACCACAGCAGUGCAUUCCGUGACACGAGUGAGGCUGUUGUGUUGACUGGAAGUACAGUGCUUCAUCAUGCUUUCUCCUAGUGGAUCAGCUUUUAUUUUAUUACAGGAUUAUAGUGAUUCCAGCAUGCAGAUUUGUCUUUAUUAGGCAAUCAUAAAGUUACAUAUUAAAAAAUCUAACUAUAUCUAUCUAUGCGUUUUAACUUCUAUUUAAGCGCUCUUUAGAAUGCAGACUUGACAAAGUGUUGAACUCCAGAUUAACAACCAUGCUAUCAGCAUUAAUCAUUCCUCCGGCAGCAGUUAAUCCAUUUAGCUAAGUUAUUUAUCUAGUUCCCACUCUCCUUUUUAAAGAGAAGUAGCAGUUAGCAUACUAAUCACCAUGGCUUGCCUUUGCAACUCAUUUUACUUCCUUGGGAAAAAAAUAAUACAAGGAUUAGAUCCAAAAAUAUAGUGCAUCUUAAAAGCAGCAUAUACCCUUAGAAAGACAUUUAAUAAAUUACUCGCAAAAUAUAUAAAAUAAUAGUUUUAUACUGCAGCAUCAAACUCUGACGCCUGAGUCAUUGUAUGUUAGGAAGUCUGUGAUAUAAAUACUGGGGUCUCCUGAUAAGACAGCCAACAUUUUUGCUUUUGUUUUGCUUCUUUUCUGUUUUGUUUUCUCUGAUGUUUUUUUUUCUUUUUCUUUUUUUGCACUACCUUUUUUGUUCCAGAAUCAGCUUGCAAUGAGCUUUAAUUGUGUUCAAGGCACCCCCAGAGAACGCAGAGAAACAAACACAUCAUAUAGUGUAGUACUCACCUGACAAAGCAUAACAAGCCUAAAUGAAAUGAGGUUUCUUGGCAAUACAGGUAGAGCAAUGGCAAAGGAAGAGGAGGAUUAGAUACAGACUGGACAACUUGUGAAGGACUCACAUGCCCAUGGAGCUGUGCAGCACACAGCAGGGAGAGGGCUGGGUCUCAUCACACCUCUCCUACGUAAUGCCUGAUGCUGCCAAUAUCCUCUUUGACAAAUGCAAAGAGAUUCUUAAGACCAUGGUGACCAUUAACCAAAUUCUUCAAAUCAGUAAAUAUUACAGUCAGCCGUUUUGUUUUGUUUUUCCAAAUGGUAUCUUUGUGAUCAGUUGCUUUGACCUCACGAAAAGAGCAGUUGGGUAUGCCAACUGAUGUCCAAGUCUAAUUCUCCCAGUGCCUUCCUUUAAAGUUAGCCCAGUAACAGCUUUGAGAGCCAUGUGGUUCAGAAUAGCAAAAAAACCUCAAAACAAAAUAGAAACAAACAAACAAACAAAAAAAUCCAACAACCACCACCA